ACCCUGUACCCUAUGAAGGAGUUAUCUCUAGUCAGAGGAUGCCUCCAUUACUGUGCCGCAUGGUUGAGCUUUGAUGGGAUGGAGCAACAUCCCAUUUCCUAACUCUAAUUGCUUCAACAGAAAUACUCUAAUGCAAAAAUCUCCAUGAUAUUCUCAAAUCAUAUUUUGUAUUCAUUUCUUUAUCCCCUAUAAAAAUUCUGAAUGUAAAUGUGAUUAUAGUUUAAUUGAAAAAUGUAUGCUAAUAUAUUUUCAUGUAAAAUGUAUCUAGUCUCUAUGUAGUUAGUGUUCAUAACAACAAUGUACCUUUUCUGAUUUGUGGUGGGGGUUUGUUCCAUAAGUCUGAUUUAGCAACAAAGAGCUGUUGCCUAGGAAGAGCUGUAGAACCUGACACCUAAUUGUUACUCUGACAGUGCACAGACCUCCUGCUUAACAGGUAAGGAAGACACAGCUCUCUCUAUCAGCUCAUGUAUUGCCAGGGACUCAGUGUGAGACUAGGGUACUGCCAAUGAAUAUAGGCACACAAACGCGCGGCUGUAUAUAUAAUCAUUAGUGAUUAGUGCAAUCGUUUGUUCACAAACAAAUGUAUAUAUUAUAUCGGUGCACUGUUCUUUUUAAAGAUAACAAAACAGAACAGAAUUUGCAUACAGUAUUAUUGUACACAGUUCCCCCUGCUCUCUAAAGCAUGUUUCAUUUAAGCCACUUGUUGUAGCUGAACUUCAACAUCGCUAAUUCUGUGAAUAGUGGCCCCUAUACACAUUUGACAAACACAUAACACUUAAACAUAAUUUAUUCACAAUUUAUGAAUUUCUCACUAGAGUAGUAGUUAAAAUAGACCCUAGCUUUUAGGCUGAGGUAUGGGUGGGAGGACGAGUUUCCGAUCUAGAUGUAUAUGCUCUGCGAAGAAAAAUUCCCUUUGGCCCAGGGAUGGAAGGUAGUUUCCCCAGCAGUAUAAAAGGUAAGGUAACUGCCAUUUAAGACUUCUUUGGACUCUGCUCAUGAUGCUGGAAGCCUGAAGCAGGGGAGUCCUUAGGUAAGCAAUAUACAUCAGUGUCUUUUGCUGGAGAACGGACAAGCUAAUGAUAAGUUAGAUCCCAGCGUCAAAGGUCUACUCUCCAAACUAUUUUCCUCCUUUUUUAUCUCACCUUUUUAUUUUCAUUGUCUCUUUUCUUUACAUACUGUUAUCUAUUCUUCCCUCUAUUUCAUAUCUAUGUUAUAUUACAUUUGCUUCAGUUUUCUAGCUCAAUCUAGGAGUCAAUUAAAUUAGAGUCAGAGCAGUGAGAGGAGAGCAGAAGGAUUACUGCCCUAGGUUUCAUCUGGCCAUUUACAAGCACAUAGCUCACUUGUAAAGUCUUCUACAUUAGUGCUGGAAAAUAGUUGUACUAACAAUGACAGAAAGCAAUGGUCUCUUUUAUCCGAGUCACCUGGAAUUGUUAACAGUGCACCAUUGUAAGCCAGAUCAAUUGUGUGAGCCAGCUUUAAGAUCAAGUCUCUGCAAUAUCUUAAAUGACUCUUUGGCUUCAGACUGUUUAUUGAUGUUUCUGUUUAUAUGUAACCUUUCCCAAUAAGUUGUUUUUCCAGUAAUUCAUAUUUCCUUGUGCACACAUAGCCAAAACUACAAGAGGUGGCAAGUGGCACAAUAACUAGCAAUUGCUGCAUACUUUAUUUCAGAUUUUUGCCUUGUUUACAUACUUUGCUUUAAUAGUUUGUAGUCAGUAGAAAAGAUCCAAGUAAAAUGGAAGUGGAAGCCAGCAAUGUGGUAGUUCUAAUCACAUGCUUAAAGGACAAAUCAAUCAGUGUGUCACCAAUGGCACCACCAUUGAAUUUGAGUUGACUUGUUCUUGAAAGACAGCUUUUCUUCUCUUUCAAGUUAAACAGUGUUUUAAUGUAUAACAGUAUGAAUUUAUUAAGAAGUUACAUUUUUAAAAUGGUUUCCUUACACCAAAUUCUUUAAAACCGGUCUUUUAAAUAAAGGGUAAAGGGGUAGUUCACCAUAAAAAUAAAUGUAGAAAAUAGUGUUCUAAGAACUUGUGCAAUUGCUCUUCAUUUUUUUAUCUUUUCUAGGUUUAAAUUAUUUGACUGUUUUAGAAUGGAAGAUGGAUUACAGAGGGCCUUUAUAGAAAGAUAAGCAAUAAAAGUUCUGGCAAACAUGAUGCAAAAAGAGAUAGUACCAUGCGUUUGUGCAUUUGAUAUGUCUGAGCUUCAGGCUGCUAUUAGGAACCUGAUCUUAGAGGAGAGAAAUCAGCAGCACAAGAUAAACAACCUUCCCAGAAUUGGCCCACCGGGCACCACAGCCAGCACCUACUUAUCGCAAAGAUGUACUGUUGCUGAUUACCCUCUCACAGUCUGGCAUGUCUUAGGAGGAAAAGUCUAUUUUGAACCCAUGCGAGUUUUUAAAACACAGUUCCAGUCAUCGGUUGGAAAAGGAUCAGUGCGACGGUUAAAGCACAGAAGUGAUGGGUUGAAAUUAGUACAUAUGUCAUCUGCACAAAAAGCUGAGAAGCAUUUUAGCAGAUUUCCUGAAAUAUCCAGAAGCCCAGCACACAGGACAACAAGACCACUGGGAUCACUUAAAACAUUCUCACCUGUAAGCAAAAAAACUUCUUUAUACAAAUCUAACUCAGCACAAGUAGCUGGAGUAGGAGCCAUGUCUGCACCCAGCCUGAAGGCUAUGCUAGACUGCACAUCAUCAAAUCAAGGCUCACCCACAACAAAAUUUGGAAGACAACAAAGUUUAUUUCCGUGGCCUUAAAAUCUGUCUCCAAGCUAAAAUUUUCUGAAAAUAAUUUUUCUGAAAUCACUGCUAAUAAAUUGUCAUUUUACUUAA
Molecule: messenger RNA, 2824 nt
Organism: Xenopus laevis (African clawed frog)
Lineage: Eukaryota; Metazoa; Chordata; Amphibia; Anura; Pipidae
Exons: 5
Coding region: 2147-2749 (200 amino acids)
Source: RefSeq, a predicted model, not a curated record